AUUUUGGAAAGGAGGCUGCGCCAAAAUAGGCACGCCAGUUAUCUGGCAUCAUUGCUGUAAGCAGGAGGACAAGAAAGAAAAAAUAAGUUUAGUCAAGCGCGCACCAUAGGACACUGGGGGAUGCUACACACCACCCUGAAUUUCCAAGUAUUUAAGGAUAUUUAAAUACAAAGAAGAUUGGAAUUCUUUCACUUUUUGGAAACUUCCAUGACGCUACUCGAGUGACACAUUGGAACAAGACUUAAGGUGUAAACCAUGGAUCCAAAUUUAUUUGGCGGGGCCCCCAGGUUCCUCACACGCCCCAAGGCCUUCUCUGUGUGCGUGGGCAAGGAUGCCACCCUGAGCUGCACAAUUGUCGGCAGCCCCACGCCACUUAUCACCUGGGAGAAGGAGAAGCUGAAGCUGACAUCCGGGGGCCGCUUCAAGACAGUAGAGGAUGGGGAAGUGUACCGUCUCACCAUCUAUGACUUGGUCUUGGAAGACAGCGGCCAGUACCUGUGCAGGGCCAAAAACAGCAUUGGGGAGGCCUAUGCUGCUGUGACCCUCAAAGUGGCCCUUCCGACUGAGAUGACGCCCAGGGCACCUGUGUUCAUGGUCAAGCCCACUUCAGCACGUGUAGGUUUAGGCGGGGAUGCUGUUUUCCACUGCAGAGUUGCAGCUCACCCUGAAGCCAACUUUGACUGGGAAAAGGACGGCCGCUACCUUGGCGAGUCCAACCGUGUCAAGAUUGUUUCAGACAGCGAUAGCAGCACCUUGAAGAUCCAGAGCGUACGCAACCUGGACAGCGGCACUUAUACCUGCAGGGCCCAGAACACCUUGGGUCGGGCCCACGCUGCCGCUGCCCUCGUGGUAGACGCACAGGAUGCCCACCUACUCUCCUCCGACAACCACACUUCUCUCCUAUCUCACCUCCAGAAACGCAAAGAGGAAAUGAAGAAGGACAUCUCUGUCUUUCGCAUGGAGGACACCACCUCUUCCUUUAACUCGGGCAAAAUCCCCGAUGGUUUGGAACAUGAGGUGAGGUCGUCGAUCCUGGCAAAGCUGCCGAAGGGCGUGUUCACCCGCACGUGCACUGUCACCGAGGGCAAGCACGCCAAACUGAGCUGCUUUGUAACAGGUCACCCCAAGCCGCACAUCAUUUGGAGGAAGGAUGGAACUAACAUCAGUGAGGGUCGCCGUCAUGUUAUAUAUGAAGACCACGCGGAGAACUUCAUCCUCAAAAUUCUAUACUGCAAGCAGAGCGACAAUGGCUUCUACACCUGUAAUGCCACUAACAUGGCAGGACAGACAUACAGUGCUGUGCUGGUAACAGUCAAGGAGCCAAAGGUGCCGUUCAGGAGGAAGCUUCAAGAUGUGGAGGUCCAAGAGAAAACAUCAGCCACACUGAUGUGCGAGGUGCCAGUCAGUGGCAACCAGACCAGCUGGUUCAUGGAGGAGACGCGUCUGGAACAAAACAGAAAGUAUUGCAUGGAGGAGCAAGGUACCCUGCGUCGUCUCACCAUUCACAACGUGACCACGAACGACGAUGGCGUGUACAUCUGUGAAAUGAAGGAGGGCAGCCGUACUGUGGCAGAGCUCACCGUCCUGGGCAAUAUUACCAAGAAGCUUCCUCGGAGAACAGUGGUUCCUGUCAGCGACACAGUUAUCUUCUGUGUGGAGCUGGAGCAUCCCUGCCCUGAUGCCUACUGGACCCGCAAUGGCGACAAGCUGAAGGAGGAUUCCCGUAUUUCUAUUGCUUGCCUGCUCAGGCAGUACACUCUUACCAUUAGAGAGUGUCUGGCAGACGACUCAGGAGAAGUGGCGUUUGUGGCUGGAGACUGCAAGACGUCCACCCGAUUCUCCGUCACUGCUGCAAGGAAGCAUCCUCCCGAUCCCCCAGUUGAUCCUGUGGUGCAGAACAAGACUGACUCAGCCAUCACCUUUCAGUGGUCUCCUCCUGACAGCGACCGCCCUGUGCCCAUUAAGGGCUAUAUCGUGGAGAGGAGAAAGGUUGGUGCUCAGACCUGGCAGAGGUGCAACGCUGGAGAAACCGUUUUGUCCACAGAGAUCACGAUCUCUAACUUCGUAGAGGAAGCCACUUACCAAUUCCGCAUCUCUGCGACCAAUGACUUUGGCCAGAGUGCCUACUUGGAAGUGCCUGGAAGCUUCUACCUUGAACCCACAGCAGAAAUCAUGAAAGGUCUUGUGAGCAGCACCGCAGUAUCUGGUGAGGAGUUCUCCAUCUCAGUGGAGCUGUCAGCUGUUUGUUCAGGCUUCUGGUCUCUCAAUGGCCGUCUCCUGCGCAGUGGGGGUGACUACCUCAUCACACGGUCCAAGAAUGUGCACGUUUUGCUUAUACGAGAGGUGACCCUGGACAUGAACGGUGCAGAAAUCAAGUUCGUGGGCGGGGGCUCACAGAGCAGUUGUGUCUUAGCCGUCAAGGCCCCCGCUGUUAGGUUCACUAAUAAGGAAAAUCUCCAAGAGGUGACCUGCAGUGCCCAAGACACUGCUCAGAUGACGGCUGAGGUGUCCGAUUACGAUGCACAGGUGGUUUGGAUGAGAAAUGGGCGAGAGGUAAAAAUGGGCAAGAAGUAUGAAAGCAUGAUCAUGGACCGCAGGAGGAUGCUCAUGGUCCACAAUGUUACAGAAGAAGAUGUGGGCAUCUACGAGUGUGUUUGCGCUGAUGACAAAAUCUCCGUGCAGCUUGCCCUUAAAGAUGAACCCGCCAAGUUUCUAAACAAGCCGAGAGGUCCCAUGGGGCUGUUGUCCUGCCUGAAAGGAGAUCUUGAGCUGAGCUGUGAGGUCUCUCCUGCCAGCGCAAAUGUGGUGUGGAGAAAAGACCUGGUGGAGAUCACUGAGGACCAAAGAACUAGCAUUAUUGCCAAAGGAAUCCAAAGGAAACUCGUCAUUAAGAAUGCCAAAAAAAGCGACGAAGGUCAUUACUCCUGUGAGACAGCUGCCGACAAAGUCACAUUCCAGGUGAAAAUUAAAGAAACUCAGGCCCAACCUGCCUUCUCCAACAAGGAGUCAGUGCAAGGGGAGGUGAAAGCGAUCCUCUCCCAAAAAGCCACCCUCAGUUGCACAAUGUCAGACAGCAAGACAGAAGUGAAAUGGUACAAAGACGGCAAGCUGCUCAUAUCCAGUCGGACAAUCUACUCUGAAGUCAAAGGCAGUAAUCGUCUGCUGGUGAUUGAAAAGGUUGACAGGAGUGAUGCUGGAGAGUACACCUGUGAAGCUGGAGGAGAGAAGCUGGUCUUUAAAUUUACAGUGCAAGAUGAUCAGUCAGCCUUCGUCAAUCAGGAAUCAGUCCAGAGAGAAGUGACUGCCACACUCUCCCAGAGAGCCACUUUGAGCUGUGAAGUAUCUGACUCCCACAAGGAGGUGAAGUGGUACAAAGAUGGCAAGCUGUUGUCCUUUAGCAAGAUCAUACAUGCAGAGGCAAAGGGCAAGAGUCGCCAGCUGGUGAUCGACAGCAUUGAGCAGAAGGAUGGCGGGGAGUACAUCUGUGAAGCUGGGGCAGAUAAGCUGGCUUUUAAGAUCCACGUGACCGAGCCUCCGUCAGCCUUCUUCAACAAAGGAGAGAAAGCCACGCUGAGCUGUGAGUUGGCUGAUUCCAAGACAGAAGUAAAAUGGUACAAGGAUGGCAAACUGCUUGUCAGCGGCAAGACAUUGCGUACAGAGUUGAAGGGCAAGACUCGCCAGCUGGUGAUUGACAGCGUGGAGAAGAAGGAUGCUGGGGUAUACACCUGUGAGGCUGGGGCUGAGAAGCUGGUCUUUAAACUCUAUGUAACAGAUGUUCAAAGCAAGCCAGCCUUCUCCAACAUCGACUCACUUCAGAGGGAGGUGAUAGCCUCUCUCUCCCAGAAAGCUCUCCUGACAUGUGAAGUGUCCAGUCCCGACACAGAAGUGAAAUGGUACAAGGAUGGCAAAGUGCUGGCCUCCAGUAAGAUGAUACGUGCAGAGUCCAAGGGUAAAAGUCGCCAGCUGGUGUUUGACAGUGUGGAGAAGAAGGAUGCUGGGGAGUACGUCUGUGAGGCUGGAAGUGAAAAGCUGACGUUCAGGAUACAAGUGGCAGCCUUUCAGCCCAAGUCAGCCUUCUCCAACAAAGAAUCCAUCCAGAAGGAGGUGAAAGCAUCUGUCUCCCAGAAAGCCACCUUGAGCUGUGAGGUGGCAGAUUCAAAGAUCGAGGUGAAAUGGUACAAAGAUGGCAAGCUGUUGUCUUCGAGCAAGACUCUACAUAAAGAGUCGAAGGACAAGAGUCGUCACCUGGUGAUUGACAGUUUAAUAAAGGAGGACGCUGGAGAAUACACAUGUGUGGCUGGAACUGAGAAGCUAACAUUCAGGAUACAGGUGGCAGAUGCCCCUGCUGGCUUCUCUAACAAGGACUCAGUCCAAAGGGAGGUGAAAGCCAUUCUUUCCAAGAAAGCCACGUUAAGCUGUGAGGUUUCCGAUGCCAAAACAGAAGUAAAAUGGUACAAGAAUGGCAAGCUGCUGACUUCCAGCACAGGGCUCCACAUGGAGGCAAAGGGCAGGAGUCGGGAGAUGGUGAUAGAAAAAAUGGACAAAAAAGAUGUCGGGGAAUACACAUGUGAGGCUGGAGCAGAGAAGCUGGUGUUUAAACUGCAGAUGGCAGAUAUACCUGCCACGUUCCAGAAGAAGUCUGCAAAGGACACAUCAUUCAUCAUUCAAUCAAGUGAGAACAUUGUUUUGACCAGUGAGCUGGCGGCUGAGAGCACUGUAAGUGUGAGGUGGUUUAAAGAUGGCGUGGAGCUCAAGGAGGGCAGCAAGUACCAAAUGAAAAAAGACGGCCUGUCUCGUACUCUCGUUGUCAAAACCACCGAAUCCAAAGACAGCGGCGUGUACUCUUGUAUUACAGCGGAUGACAAACUGGAGUUCAAAGUCCAGGUUAAAGAGGCUGUGUUGGAGUUUCUUGUACCCUUGAAAGCUUCAACAGUUGAUUUAGGGGGCACACUGAUUCUGAUGUGUGAAUUGAACCAAGCCUCAGGGGAUGUUGUGUGGUACCAUGGUGGUUCUGAGGUCAAACACGGAGGCAGGUUCUUCAUCAAGACAGAUGUUGCUAAGCGGAUUCUCACAGUCACCAACACGACGAAGGAAGAUGAAGGCGAAUACAGCUGUGAAUGUAAAAAUGACAAGACCUCUGCCAAAAUCUCCGUAAUAGUUCCCAGAUCUGUUAGGCUAACUUCAAAGCUCAACAAUGUUGCCGCGAUGGAGGGAAAAGACGGCAUUUUCAAGUGCACCGUCACCCCAGCUGACGUGCACGUUAAAUGGUUUCACAACAACGUUCCCAUCACCUCCGGAGCCAAGUAUAAGAUUGAGCAUGCGGGCAACAGCCACUCAGUCACCAUUACGUCUGUCACCCAGAAGGAUGCUGGAGAGAUCAGCAUAGACGCUGAGGGGAAAAGCUGCAAAGCUACUCUUCAAGUCCAACGUGAGCCGGUGACAUUUAAGAGAAAGUUGGAGAACUUGACUGUGGAGGAGCAGAGUGAAGCCAAGCUGGAGGUGGAGCUGAGUAAGCCGUCAGAUGAAGUCAAGUGGAUGAAGAACAGCAUCGUGUUGCAGACUUCAGGGAACACGGAGGUCCGAGUCGAUGGGGCUAAACUGGCUCUGGUCUUCAAGAGCGUUACAUACUCUGACCGCGGAUUCUACUCCUGUGAAACCCUAGAUGACAAAACACAGGCCAAGCUCACUGUGGAGAUGAAGAAAAUCCAGAUAGUAAAAGGUCUCACUGAGACAAAGGCACAUGAGACAGAGACAGUCGCCCUUGAGGUUGAGCUCAGCCAGGCAGAUACUGAAGGCUUCUGGACCAGGGACGGAAUUAAGCUCAAAUCAGGGCCUGACUGCCAUGUGACAGUUCUGGGAAAGAAGCACACCCUCACUUUGUCAAAUCUGACAAGAGAGGAUGCAGGAACCAUCGGCUUCCAAGCGGAAGGAGUGCGUACUUCCUGCAAACUCAUUGUUGCAGAACCUCCUGCUACGAUCUCAAAGCCCAUUUUGGAUAUCAGUGUUACUGAGAAGGAGAAGGUGACUUUUGAGUGUGAGGUGUCUAGAACAAAUGCGGAAGUAAAAUGGUUCAAGGAUGAUGUAGAACUGAGACCAGGGAGGAAUUAUAGCAUCCACUCUUUGGCACGAAAACGCACUUUGGUCAUCAACAAGUGCGCGCCUGAAGACGCAGGCAGUUACAUCUGUCGCACCACCGAUGACAAUACAUGUGCCAAGCUCACUGUUCUUGCCAGAGAUAUUAAGAUUGUGAAGACGCUGGAGGAUGUGGAGGUGACAGAGAAGGAGAGCGCCACAUUUGUCUGUGAAAUCUCACACGAUGACGUGGAAUGCCAGUGGUACAGAGGGGCUGCUAAAGUUAAAGCAGGGGACAACAUCAAGCUGAGACAAGAAGGCAGAACACAUAAGCUGCUGUUUAAAAGUGUAUCUCCAGAAGAUAUAGGUGAGAUUAAAUUUACAGCCGAGAAUGCCUCUUCAACUGCACAACUGAGGGUGAAAGAACUCCCCGUCAACUUUGUGAAGAAGCUCAGGGAUAAGAUAGCCAUCUAUAAGCACCGUGGCCACCUGGAGUGCCAAGUGUCACGGGCCAGCGCCAAAGUCAAGUGGUUCAAAAACAAGACGGAACUCAGAGCCGGCAAGAAGUAUGAGAUCAAAAGCGAGGAUGUAUACCGAAAGCUCACUGUCAUCGACGUUGACUCCGGGGAUGAAGACACUUACACAUGUGAUGCCAUUGAUGACAAGACAUCAUGUAAACUACUUGUGGAAGAACAGUCAAUUAGCAUUGUGCGGGAGCUGAGUCCUGUCGAGGUGACAGAACCCUUCGUUGCUGUCUUCGAAGUUGAGCUCAGCAUGCAACUGGUGAAGCCCCCAAUAUGGACUCUCUGUGGGGUCGCCGUGCAAAAGAGCGCUGACAUUGAGAUAGAGCAAGAGGGUACUAUGCAUCGCCUCACAUUCAAAAAGACCAAGUCGUCGAUGACGGGACCUGUGCAGUUCACCGCUGGGAAGAGCAAGUCCCUUGCUCAACUCACAGUUAAAGAGCGUCCCCUUGAGGUUGCAGAACCUAUCAAAGACGUGAAGGCCAAAGAGAAAAGCUCAGCCAUGCUUACCUGUAAAUUCUCUGCCCCACCUAAAGAGGUGCAAUGGUUUAAAGGCCAGGUAGCUCUUUUUCCAUCAGACAAAUACAACACCAAGCAAGACGCCACAAGGGCUCAACUCACUAUUCACAUGCUGACUGAGGAAGACAGUGGCGAGUAUCGUUGUCAGUCGGGACCUGCCUCAACCAAAGGCAGUCUACUAAUUGAAGUGCGUGAUAUUAAAUUGACCAAGCACCUCGCUGACACAGAGGUGGAUGAGGACAGCGACGCAGUAUUCACAUGUGAGGUCAACUACGCAGACGAAGACGCCUGUUGGCUUCUUAAUGACAAGGAGCUCUUCACAAAUGAUGUCAACACUAUAAGUCACGAGGGAAAAGUCCACAAACUCACCCUCAAGAACCUGGCACCUCAGGACGGAGGGAUUAUCACAGUUAAAGUCCGCAAAGUGAAGGAGUCUGUCACGCUUAAGGUUAAAGAAAAGCCUGCCUUGUUCCUCAAAUCUCUGGAUGAUGUCGUUGGCGAGGAGAAAGGCUUGAUCACUCUGGCCUGUGAGGUGUCAAAGCCCAGGGUUUCUCCCACGUGGAGGAAAGAAGGCAGCCUUAUUAGUGCUGGAACCAAAUAUGAGUUCCUUCACACUGGCAAAUCUUUGGGACUCAUCAUCAAGGAUGUGAGCAAAGAUGACGCUGGGGAGUACACUUGUGAUCUUGGAACUGAGGUGUCCAAGGCUAAGGUCACUGUAAGAGAAAUUGGCAUCGGGAUCACAAAGUGGCUGAAGUUAUCUGAGGUGAACGAGGGGGAGACAUGCAGUUUUGAGUGCAUCCUAUCCCGUGAGAGCACUGAUGAGUGCUCCUGGACUCUGAAUGGACAAAAUGUUACCAAUGGAGGACGUUUUAAAGUUACCAGCAGAGGACGGAAAUACAUGCUGACGAUCAAGGACAUCACCCCUGCUGAUGCUGGAGAGGUGGUCUUCAGAAUUAAAGACCUCACCUCUAAAGCAACGCUAACAGUUGAAGGAAAGGCUUCAUCACUGUCAAGGGAACUAGAAAAUGUAAGCGUGGCUCAAGGGGAAGAUGCUACCUUUACCUGUGAAGUGACACAGGCCACCUCUACUGUCAAAUGGACAAAGGAGGGCAAAGCCAUAAAGAAGAGCCAGAAGUAUGACAUCAGAAAAGAAGAGAGGGUCGUGAAGCUCGUCAUCUACAACGUCUCGGCUCAAGACUCCGGCGAGUACAGCUGUGAAGUUGUUGGAGGUGCAACCACAAAAGCCAGGCUUCAGGUUAAAGAGCCAAUCCACAAGUUCACCAAAGCACUAAAAGACAUCCAAGCAGAUGAGAAGACCUCUGUGACUUUGCAAUGUGAGACUGCUCAAAAUCCAUCCUUGGUGACAUGGCUCAAAGGGCACACAGAGCUCAAGGCUGGAGGUCGGUUCGAGAUGUGUCAGAAGGAGGGAGCCUUAACUCUCACCAUUAAACAACUUGAGGAAGAAGACAGUGAUAUCUACACUUGUGAUGUGGGCACAGCUAAGAGCAUGGCAAAGGUGACAGUUAAAGCCCUGCCUGCCACUUUCAAAGAAAAGCUGAAGAACCAAGACGUAAAAGAAGGCGAGACCGUAACUCUUCGCUGUGAGCUAUCGAAGAGUGCAGCCAACGUCCAGUGGAGGAGGGGAUCUGAAAUUCUCACCACUGGGGAGAAGUAUGAUGUGAAGCAGAGGGAGGCUUCUUGCGAGCUUCAAAUUAAGAAUCCGCAGAUCAACGACAGUGCAGAGUACACCUGUUUAUGUGGGGACCAGAAGACAUCAGCAACAGUGAAAAUUAAUGCAUUACCAGCGUACUUCACACUGAAGCUGCAGAGUCAGGAGGCUCAAGAAGGAACCAGGGUUACUCUACACUGUGAGACGUCUAAGCCGCUAGUCUCAGUGGAGUGGAGGAAAGGAAGGCAACUGCUCAUGUCGGGAGAAAAGUACCAGAUGAAGCAGGAGGCAUGUAGAAAUGAGCUCCUCAUUUUCCAAGCGGUGCCUGAAGACAGUGGAGAGUAUAUCUGUGUGUGCGGAGAGCAGACAACCACUGCCUAUCUAAAAAUCAACGCAUUACCGGUGAACUUCACAAAGAAGCUGCAGACUCAGGAGGCAGAAGAAGGAGCUGAGGUGGCACUACGUUGUGAGACAUCGAAACCUGGAGCCCCAGUGGUGUGGAAGAAGGGAAGGCAGGUUCUCAAGUCUGGAGAAAAGUACAAGAUGCAGCAGGAGGCUUGUGUGAAUGAACUCCACCUCAGCCAAGUGGUGCCAGACGACAGUGGGGAGUACAGCUGUGUGUGUGGAGAACACCACACUACAGCUAGCCUCCAUAUUAAGGCUAAACCAGUGACCUUCACAAAGAAGCUGCAGAGUCAAGAGGCUGAAGAAGGAGCUAAGGUGAUACUACGCUGUGAGACAUCUAAACCUCUAGUCCCAGUGGAGUGGAAGAAGGGAAGACAGGUCCUCAAGUGUGAAGAAAAGUACCAGAUGAAGCAGGAGGCUUGUGUGAAUGAACUCCACAUCAGCCAAGCGUUACCAGGAGACAGUGGAGAGUAUAGUUGUGUGUUUGGCGAAUGCAUCACCACAGCUAACCUCACCAUUAACGCCCAACCACUGGCCUUCACAAAGAAGCUGCACAGUCAGGUGGCUGAAGAAGGAACUAAGGUGACGCUGCGCUGUGAGACAUCUAAACCUCUAGUCUCAGUAGAGUGGAAAAAGGGAAGACAGGUCCUCAAGUAUGGAGAAAGGUAUCAGAUAAAGCAGGACGCUUGUGUGAAUGAGCUCCACAUCAGCCAGGUAGUGCCAGAAGACAGUGGCGAGUACAGCUGUGUAUGUGGAGAAUGCAACACUUCAGCUAACCUCACCAUAAAAGCCCAACCAGUGACCUUCACAAAGAAACUGCAGAGUCAGGAGGCCGAUGAAGGAGCGAAGGUGAUACUACGCUGUGAGACAUCUAAACCUCUCGUCUCAGUGGAGUGGAAGAAGGGAAAGCAGGUCCUCACGUCUGGAGAAAAGUACCAGAUGAAGCAGGAGGCUUGUGUGAAUGAACUCUUGAUUCAAAGAGCAGCAGAGGAAGACAGCGGAGAAUACAGCUGUGUCUGUGCCGACAAUAAAACAACAGCAAGCCUUAAAAUUCAAGUACUUCCGAUCACGUUACUUGAAGAAAUGGAAAGUCAAGAGGCUGACGAGGGAGGUUGUGUUACUUUACGCUGUCAGCUUUCUAAACCCGGACUUGCUGUCGAAUGGAAGAAGGAAACUCAAAUGCUGAGUUGUGGAGAAAAAUACCAGAUGAUACAAAGCAGGCACAGUUAUGAGCUACGAAUCUUUGAUUUGAGGCCUUGUGACACAGGGACAUACUCGUGUUCUUGGGAGGACACAACAAGCUCUGCCUCCCUUAAAGUCAACGCUCUCCCAGUCACUUUUACAAAAAAUCUGGACGACCAAACCGCUGAUGAGGGCCAAAGUGUUACUCUGCAGUGUGAGCUCUCCAAACCUGGUGUUCCGGUAGAGUGGCGGAAGGGAGAACUUGGUCUUUGUCUGUGUUCCAAGUAUGAAAUUACACAAACGGUGCACACUGUCACGCUAGUAAUCCAUGACGUAGACAAAGAUGAUGCUGGAUAUUACACGUGCGACACUGGUUUCCAUCAAAGCACAGCACACAUAGCUGUGAAUGCCCAACCUGUGCUAUUCAAAAGCCAGCUUCAGGACCUGGAGAGGCAGUUAGGGGAGAGUGCUGUUCUCCGCUGUGAGACCACCAAGCCUGGAGCUAGCGUGAUGUGGAGACAUGGGAAUAGGGUGCUGGCAUCUAGCAGCAAGUAUCACUUGAAACAAGCAGGAACUCUAGUAGAGCUCGUCAUUUUUAAGGUGCAGGGAGCCGAUUCAGGAGAAUACUCUUGUGAUACAGGCAGUCAAAUGACUUCGGCCAUCCUCACUGUACAGGAAGCGGACGUGUCAAUAGUGAAAUUCUUGGAGAGCUGCGUUGUACACGAGGGCGAGGACGUGCGCUUUGAGUGCAUUGUGUCGCAUGAGGACGCACCAUCGACUCAGUGGAAGCUGCAGGACAUCCCGCUGCAGAAUAAUGAAAUGAACGUUAUUACCACGGAGGGCCGGGCUCACAGCCUCAUGCUUCGAGGCGUCACUGUGGCCGACUCGGGCACUGUCACGUUCUCAGUGGGCAACCACACCUCCACGGCCUCUCUUACUGUUAGAGCUGCCACUGUUUUAUUCAAGAAGAACCUGGACAGUCAAGAAGCCACAGAAGGAGACAAAGUCACUCUUUCCUGUGAGACAACCAGCCCUGACUGCAAGGUGUCAUGGAAGAAGGGCUUCACUCUGCUCACCCAUGGAGAUAAGUACACCAUAGAGCAUAGCGCUGCCACUCACACCCUUACCAUUCACAAGCUGAAACUGGAGGACAGUGGAGAGUAUAGCUGUGACACUGGUGACAAGAAAAGCUCUGCUACUGUCACUGUGAAAGAACACGUACGCAUUAUGCGGGAACUACACGACAUUACCAUGAAAACUGGGCAGGAUGCCGUCUUUGAGGUGGAGUUGUCUCAUCCUGGUGUGACGAAUGUGGAAUGGUGGCUUGGAGACAACCUUCUUCAGAAUAAUGACCUGAACCAAAUGAGCAGCGACGGCAAAGUACACCGCUUAGUGCUGAAGAUGGUCACCACGGACGAAUCAGGGGACGUUGCCUUUGUGGUGGGUCAGGAAAAAAGUGUAGCUUGUCUGCUGGUGGAAGAAAAACCCAAAGUGCUAAUCCUAGAGAAGCCUCAUAACACUGCAGCCUUAGAGGGGGAAACGGUCACUCUGGCCUGCACCAUUUCUGACUCCAAGGCUACCGUUACCUGGAUGAGAAACAACAUUGUCAUCAAAGCCGGUCUGAAGUAUGACCUGAAAAAGAACGGCACCUUCCAGCAGCUUCGCAUCCACAAUGUUUUGCUAGAGGAUGCUGGAACAUACACCUGUGACACUGGAGAUGUUCAGUGCGAUGUUACUGUCACUGUUGAAGCUCCCUCAGCAUUCUUUAAGAAGGAGCUGAAGAACCAGCAAGCUGUCGCGGGUGAUGAUGUCACCCUCCGCUGUGAGCUGUCGAGGCCGGGUGUCCUCGUGGAGUGGAGGAAAGGUGGCAUGGUCCUCACGCCUGGUAAGAAGUAUGAAAUCUGGCAGGAGGGGUGCGUUCAAGAGCUGUGUAUACACAACCUGGAUCCCGAAGACAGUGGUUACUACACCUGUGAUGCAGGUGAUCAGCUCACCACCGCUUCUGUGGCAGUGCAAGUGUUAGAGGUCUACAUUGUGUCCGGUCUUAAAGCCGUCGAUGUUUUCGUUGGGGAAUGGGCAACCUUCUCUUGCCAGCUGUCCGGUCAAGUGCCCGGCAAGGUGCAAUGGUGGCUGGACGGCACUUUGCUGAAGAACGGCCCCACUAGCGAGAUAGGGCUGAAUGAGGGCCACAUCCAUACGCUCACCUUUAAGAACCUGGCCACAGAUGACUCUGGCACUGUCAUGUUUAAAGCUGGCAGUUUAACAUCAGUGGCCAAGCUCCUUGUCAAAGAUCCCACAGUCGAAGUGGUGAACGACAUGGAGGACCUCAGGGUGGUCGAAAACCAGCCGGCCGAGUUCAUCUGCCAGUUCUCGAGGCCGGUCAAGGCAGAGUGGAAGAAAGAUGGGCAGCCAUUGCAGCCUGAUGGCCGCAGGGUGGUAGUGGAGCAGGACUGGACAGUGGCUCGCUUGUACAUUAGCCGUGUUUCUGCCGGAGAUAGUGGGACAUACUCCUGUGAGGCAGAGGGGACCCGUGUGGUUGCUUCGCUUCAUGUGGAAGCCAAACCUAUUGAUAUAGUCCAGGGCCUGGAGAACGCAGAGACAUUUGAUGGAGGAGAAGCACUCUUUGAAUGCGCCUUGUCUCGCCCAGAGAACAAAGACUGCCAGUGGCUUCUUGACGGCAAACCAGUGAAGGAAUCCCCCAAUGCUGAGAUUGUGUCUUUCGAGAGUGGCCGUCGUCAUCUGCUCUUACUCAAAGAGCUGCGUAUUAGUGACAGUUGCACUGUUACCUUCAAAGCAGGCACUGCAUCCACAUCUGCUCAGCUGUCUGUCAAAGGCUGGCAGCUAGGCGUGGUGAAGAGUCUUGAGGACAAGGUAGCCACCGUCGGAGAGAGAGUGGAGUUCUGCGUGGAGCUGACUGAGCCCGUACCUCCAGCAGAAGUUGUUUGGUACGCUAAUGGGGUAGAGCUGAAGCAUGGCGACCUGUGGACCAUGAGGACAGACGGCUGCUCAUAUCGCCUGAUCAUGAGACAGGCGCCGCUGUUGCCCCAACAGGAAAUUACAUUUGCAGCACGAGAUGCUCUUUCUCUGGCCAAGCUCUCCAUAAUUACUGUACCCGACCCCCCAGAGGACCCAGAGGUCUUCAGUAAGACCAAACAGUCUGUCACCCUUUCAUGGUUCACUCCUCUGCAUGACGGAGGCAGUCCCAUUCUGGGCUACAAGGUGGAGAUGAGACUGGCGGACAGCUCUCUAUGGCUACCUUGUCAUUCUGCCCCCGUGUGCAACACUGAGUUUGUGGUGGAGGGUCUCAUCCCAGGCAGUGGCUACAGGUUUAGAGUGGCAGCCAUCAACCGAGCCGGCACGGGGGAGCCAGUUGAGCUUCCUUUAACUGUGCAGCUCGAAACAGAGGUGAAAGAAGUCAAGACGGAGCAACUAGGACAGCCAAGUCUACCACCGGAAGCUGCUGAAGAAGGUGACCUCCAUGAACUGUGGGAGGCCUCGGCAAAGAAAAGACGCAUGAGUCGAGAGCCCACUCUUGACUCCAUCACUGAACAACCUGAAGAUGAUAAAAAAGGUGCCCAAAAGAAAACACAACAGGAGGAAGAAGUGAAGCCAGCGGAGAAAGAGCCGGCCAAGAAGCAGCCUGAGGAUGAGUCUGCUUCCGGGGGAUCUUCAAUUGUAUCGUACCUUAAGAAGAACAGCCAGCUUCAGUCUGUCACAAGGACCUCUGAGGAAGAGGAGGCCACUGAGAGGUUCUUCAAGCACUUCCAGAUGGUCGAUCAGAGAACUGAAGUCAAAACGACAACAAUGACUAAGCAUACUGACACAAAGGAGUUGUUAGCAGAGGAGACUGACUUCAUGGAGAUCAGCAAAGAAGACGAGCCUGAGCUGAGAGAAGCUGCCAUUAAGAUCCAAGCUGCCUUCAAGGGCUACAAAACUCGCAAGGACAUGCGGCCUGUCUUUAAGGAGGUAUUCAAAGAUCAGACCAAAGAACCUAAUGGCACCAUCCACCUGGAGUGUGUGGCAGAAGGUAGACCUGAUAGAGUACGCUGGCUGAAGGAUGGAGAACCACUGUCUGACGGCAAGCACCACCAUAUCGAUAUCUACAAUGACGGCACAUGUUCUCUCGUCAUUACCGCCAUUACCACAAAGGACACAGGGGUGUACACAUGCGAGGUCACCAAUAAGUUUGGAGUUGUUUCUCACAGUGGGAAGGUAACAGUGGGAAUGAUGAGGGAAUCAUCCGGGCGGCGUCCACUCAUGCUGGGCUACAGCGCUGACAGCGAGCCCGACAGCUCAUCGGGCAGCGAGAUGGAUGAAUCACUGAGGCAGGCCAGCAGACGUCUCCGCCGCCUGUUGCGCACACGCCUCCCCCCGGAUGUGGAGGAAGAGCCUUUCGUCAGCGCAGAUGAAGGGGAUAUGAAGCACCCAGAUCCUCACUCAUACAGAGAAGAUGACACUUACAUUUACAUCCGCUUUGACACAUGGGCAGAGGCAGAGGUGGCUUCCAAGAGAUUCCAGGAGAUGUUUACGAUCCAUGGAGUUCCUGUGGAGACCACCAUCUUGGAUGCUGGACAUCUCAAAGUGGAGCUACGGAUUAGGAAGUUGGGGUAUAGUCAAGAUGGAGCUGAAACGCCUACACAAGAAAAACAGUCUCCUGCAUUCUUGUCUGGAGCGCCUGCUGCCCCGGUCUUCCUGACAGAGUUACAAAAUCAGGACGUCCCCGAUGGCUACCCGGUCAGCUUUGACUGCGUGGUGAUCGGCAAACCUUCCCCCACCAUCCGCUGGUACAAAGACGGCAAACUGCUGGAGGAGAAUGAUCAUUACAUGAUUAACGAGGACCAGGAGGGCUGCCAUCAGCUCAUCAUUACGGCCGUGCUGCCCACCGACAUGGGCGUCUAUCGCUGCACAGCAGAAAACAGCAGCGGCAUCACAGCCACUUGGGCUGAGCUCAGAGUUGACAUGUCUUGCAGCUCCGAUUAUGACACUGCUGCUGAUGCUGCUACUGAAACGUCGUCUUACAUCAGUGCCAAGGGCUAUCUGUCCAGGGAGACUGAGACCUUUGAGUCUGUAACAGAAGAUGAUCAGAUGCCACAAGUCGUGGAGGAACUUCAUGAUGUUCAUGCCAGUCCAGGUUCACCAAUGGCCAGGAUGCCGCUUAGAGUAAAAGGUUUCCCCAAACCAAGGGUUUACUGGUUCAAAGAUGGACACCCCCUCCGUGCCUCGGAAAGGGUUUCGUUGUUAGUGCAGCAAGAUGUUCAUGCCUUGGAGAUUCUGGAGGUGAAGAAAGAGGACAUGGGAGAGUACUCUGCAUACAUCAGCAACGCCGCUGGUUCUGCUUACUCCUCUGCCCGACUCAUUGUUCUGAAUCCAGGGGAGAUCCUACCACAAGAUCAGAAAGACUCCAGGGAGUCAUUGGUGCCACCACGUUUCCUGGAAAGGUUCAGCAACAGAAAAGUAAAACAAGGAGCCAGCAUCACAUUAUCUGUCAAAGUGGAAGGGUCUCCCACCCCGAUGAUCUCUUGGCUAAAGGAAGAGUCAAUGGAAGACGUACUGUGGAUCAAGCCUGACACCAAGGGAUACAAAAUAGCAAGUUCUGGACGACAACAUAGCCUCAUCUUAAUGGAUGUGGGAACAGAGUACACUGGUGCCUAUACAUGUAUUGCGACCAAUAAGGCAGGACAGUCCAUCUGUACCGCCCACCUUGAGGUGGAUGACACUCCACCACAAAAGAAAGAGACCAAACCUUCAGAAGUUCUUGGGAUUACCGUCAGUCCACCAGAGGAGGAUGUAAAGAAAGGAAAAGAGAGUAAAAUGUCCUACCUAGGAGAAGUGGGUUCAGAGGAAUUCCUCAUGAAACUCACCUCCCAGAUAACUGAAAUGGUAUCAGCCAAGAUCACCCAAGACAGCACACAGAAUCAGGAAGUGCUCCAGUGGAUGAAAUCUUGGCCCAAAACCAACACUUCACUGCGAGUGCCAGGUGCUGACAGCGACGAGGAGACCAAGACCCCUUCGCCAUCACCACAUCAUGGCCGCUCUCGCCCCCCCUCCCUCGUGGCAGAGUCCUCCUCUGAGUCUGAUGAAGGGGAUGCUAGGGGAGAAAUGUUUGACAUCUACGUGGCAACGGCCAACUAUGACCCCGUCUUGGCAAGCAAAGAGUCUAUUUCCCUGAAGGAGGGACAAUAUGUGGAGGUUUUGGACUCAGCCCACCCGCUCAAGUGGUUGGUAAGGACCAAACCCACCAAGACGACGCCAUCCCGCCAAGGCUGGGUGUCACCUGCAUACCUGGACAAAAAACUCAAACUCUCUGCAGAUGCAGGCGACUUGCCAGAAGCAAAUGUGGAGGAGAUGUCUGAGGGAGAAUACAAGAAGAAGUUAUUCCAACUGAUGCAGGACCUAAUCAGAGGUGAAUCUGAGUUUGUCAAAGAGAUUGACUUCUUCACGGUUCAUCACCUGAAGCACGCCAACAGCCAGGAUGCACCUGCUGAUGUCAGCAGCCAGAAGGAGUCCAUAUUUAGGAACAUCGACGACAUCAAGGAGUUCCAUAGCAAGGCUUUCCUCCCCAAGUUAAAUGACUGUGACACAGAUGACGACUUGGCCAUGUGCUUCCUGAAGAACAAGGAGGGCUUUGAAAAGUACCUCCAGUAUCUUGUAGGUCAGAGCCAGGCGGAGUGUGCCGUCAGUGACAAAACCGUGCACCAUUUCUUCAAGGAGUACACAGAGAAGGAACAAAUCAGUGCUGACCCUGCUGGCCCGCCUGUACGCAGCAUUAACGCUUACCUCCAGCAGCCUCUGGAGAGGAUUCAGAAGUACAAGGCCUUCCUCAAGGAGCUCAUCCGAAAUAAGGCCAAAAAUGGCCAGAACUGCUGCCUCCUGGAAGAAGCGUAUGCCAUGGUGUCUGCGCUUCCUCAACGUUCUGAGAACACACACCAUGUCUCCAUGAUUGAGAACUACCCAGCCACCCUUGAAGCAUUAGGAGAGCCUCUAAGACAGGGACCAUUCCAAGUGUGGGAGGGAGCUCCUGGAAUAAGAACUUCUUCGAGAGGUCACCACCGCCAUGUCUUCCUCUUCAAGAACUACUGCAUCAUCUGCAAAUCCAAGCGAGACAGCAAUACUGACACACAAACAUAUGUCUUUAAGAACAUGAUGAAGCUGAACAACAUUGAUGUGAACGAGACAGUGGAGGGUGAUGACCGUGCCUUCGAGAUCUGGCACGAACGUGAGGAUUCUGUGAGGAAAUAUACUUUGCAGGCCCGAACCGUUACAAUCAAGAACUCAUGGCUGAGAGACCUCAGAGAACUUCAACAGAGAUACACCAUGACUGCCUGGAGUCCUCCUGACUUCGUGGAAAUUCUGGCAAACUGCACAGCAGAGCUCGGACAGACGGUUAAACUAGCUUGCAAAGUGACAGGAGUACCCAAACCUACCAUCACUUGGUACAAAGAUGGACGCAUAGUGGAGGCAGAUCCUCAUCACAUUAUUAUUCAGGAUCCCGAUGGCUCCUGUACUCUCAUCCUGGAUAACAUGACGGCAGAAGAUUCAGGCCAGUACAUGUGCUUUGCAACAAGCUCAGCUGGUAAUGCCAGCACUUUGGGCAAGAUCACUGUUCAGGUGCCUCCUCGUUUUGUGAACAAAAUGAGGAAUGCCGUGUUUGUCGCUGGUGAGGAUGCUCAGUUCACGUGCGUCAUUCAGAGCGCCCCUAGUCCCAAAAUUAGAUGGUUCAAGGCUGGCAGGCUGCUGACCGACCAAGAAAAGUAUCAGACCUACAGUGAGCUCCGCAGUGGGGUUCUGGUUUUGGUGAUCAAAAACUUGACAGAUCGGGACUUAGGGCACUAUGAGUGUGAGUUGUCCAACCGUCUGGGCAGUGCCAGAUGUGCUGCAGACUUAGUCCUUCCUUCUGCUACUGGCUCUAGUGAGCAGGCCAUUGUUAUUGAAGUGACUGAACAGGAGACAAAAAUACCAAAGAAAACCAUCAUCAUCGAAGAGACCAUAACCACAGUGGUGAAGAAUCCCCGUAUGAGGAGGCACAAGUCCCCUGGCCUGACCAUUGCUGGAGCCCACCGCACAGAAAUUUCCUCCUCGGAAACCUCCACAACCAGGACAAGGAGAAUGGCCCCUCCAAGGAAAACCACAUUCCCGACUUUCUAUGUGACUGAGGCUGAGGGGACUGAGGCUAGCGCUGCUGCCACUGUUGAGAGCAAGCCCAAUUGGGUUGAGGUGGAGGAGGUGAUCGAGUACAAGGUGAAUAAAUCUCCUCGGUUGUCCAGGAGGAGGGGUGUGUCACCGGCUUGCUCUGAUCGCACAACCACUCCUUCCAGACCUAAACGAUCCCCACCGGAAAACCUGAAUGCAAACAAUUCUAACAACAAGCUAGUAGAACAGGCCCAGUCUCUUGAGGCCUCUGCUUCUGCAUCAGGAGUAACUGAAGAGCCAGUUCUUACAUCUGGAGACCACAGCAAAGUCAUGGAGGAUCAACAAACCAUCAUCUGGGAACACGAUGAAGAGGAGAGUGAGUUUGAUCAUUGCGGAAAACAGGACGUAAAGGCGCCAACACAUGGAGCUCAUUUUCUAGCACUGGAGGACUUGGAGGAUUACAUCCCAGAGGAGGGAGAAACUUACGGAUCAACCAGCUCUGGUCCUGAUGAGAAGCCUUGUGAGAUUGCUGUCCUCCAGAGAGAGAUAGGAGGCUCCACUGUGGGACAGCCGGUGCUUCUCAAUGUGGGACGUCCUGUAGUGGCUCCAAGACAGAGGAGCGGCUUCUUCACUCGUUUCAGAGAGCACCUUUCCGGAAGCCUCUUCUCACCAAACAGUGCUCAGCCAAGCCGGUCAAUGUCAGAACGCAACGUCCCCAUCCAAGUGAGCCACGCAAAACUGGAGGUGAAGCCUUCUUACUGUUCCGAAGUGCAGAAGGUGAAAGGCGGGCAGCAGAGCUUUAAAACCAAAAUAUCCACGCAGACGUAUGAGUACACACCAGUGGGAAACCCGGUCACCCUCCAGAUUAGUGACGAUCGUUACCAGAAUAAGUAGCUUUUUAAAAUCAACACAAACCUUUUUAGUCUUAAAUGGGGCUGACAUGAAGUAAACUAAGAUUAACUCAAAUAUAACUGUGCAGCAGCAUUUAACAAACCAUUCCAUGUCAGGAAAUACACUUUUUUUCUGCCUCGUGGUUCAAGCGAUCCUUAUCGGGCUUUUUAUGACGUCAAAACUAAGCAAUGAUUGUUUUACAGGUCACAUUUACCAAUAAACCUAUUUAUUUCUGUAACUGACACCAAAAACAUGAUAAACAUUCAUUUUGCAGCAGCUAAGACAGAAUGAAAUACUAGACUACAUCAAUAUAUGGGAAGUCAUGUACUGAACAGGAGUACAUACAGAUUCUCUCAUCCCAGAAAUAUAAAGGUAAUAAAGUUAAUCACUUAAUUAUGAAUUUUCCUCAUAUUGGAUCAAGUAAAUGUAGUCAAAUGCCUACCUAGUUACAACAAAUGAUGGCCGUAUUAGGGGCGUUCAAUCCCACAGUGUGUGUAUUGUUCUGGACUGGUUGCCGUGAGGUCAGCAAAACACACACAAAGUGUUGAAGUAUACUCAAAAUGACUAGAUUUUAGUCAAUAGGCACAUUCUAGAUUUACAUAUCGUUAGACAGCAUUUAGCAUUUUGUUGUCUUCAGAUUGCUUUGAGUUAAUUUACAUAAUGUAAAACUCACUGUCAAAUGUAUUGUUAGUUGACUUUCUGUUAGAUAUUAAGUUUUUAAAAGGUAAGCUCAUUAGGGGACAUGACUGUGUUCAAGUAAAUUAGUGUGAGUAUUAGCAAUGUAUGACGUUACUACAAUUAGUAUUUGUGAAAUGAAUUGUCUUUUGAGGCAUUUUAGAGUCGGUUCAAUAAUGUGUGAGCUCAUGGUGUUGGGAUUAGUUCUGUUUUUUUGGUUGUUUUUCAAUGAUUGACUUGCAUGGAUUUGUUUUUCCAAAGCGGUUAGUACAGUAUUUAAUCACAAAAAGGAAUACAGGAUGUGAGGUUUUUUUCCGAUAUUAGCACACUCACAGCUGGCGGUUGCUCAUAAAUGUGUAGUUUUUAAAAAAGAAAACCUGUUUUAUCUUUCAAAUGUGUUCACAUUUGAUUAUUAAAAAAACUCCACUCAACAGCUUCACUCUUGCGGUUUUUCGACAAUAUAUUGAUUACUAAAUCUUGUUGUGUUGUAGUAUGUUUAAGCACAUUUUCCAAAUUUGUUGCCUAAAGUAAGUAUUAUAAAGCAUAAAUUUGGCGGAAUUAAUUCAAAUACAAAUAUAAGGCAUUCAGAAGAUGCUGUGAAUGAUAUAUAGUCGGGGCGUCACAAGACGAGCAGAUGCACAAAAUGGGCUCCACGAGAACGAUACAAGAUUUUAAGUUUUAACAAUUUUACGAAAAGUACAAUGAAGAAAUGACUGGACAAUCACACUUUUUUAUUAAACUGAAUCACAAAACAACGCAGGUGCAUUUUGAAAUGUUUAAAAACAAUAAUGUAGCAUUAUGAAAUAUUUCCUUUAAUAUGGCAUCUUUCAAUUAAAAAUAAAAACUUAUACAUGUUGCAUAUUAGGUUCACCCAUCUAAAUUAUCUAUGCAUACUGUUUGCACAGUGGGAGGGUCAUAAACCGGAGUGGGUGUGGUUCAGCAGGAAAUGGAGGGGGGGGGGCUUAAAUUUUAAAGUCUGAAGCUGGCAUGGAUUGAUCAGAAGUUGCUCGUUAUUUUUGUUUUUUAUUCAGCUAUAUUUGCACUGUUUACGAUGAACAAAGUGUCACAAAUGACUUCAUAUUACUAGCCAAAUUAGAGGCCAGCAGAUAAAAUCACACAGGCAGUGGCCGUUUACAGCUACGUCUUGCCAAACGGACCGCGUACGUAACAAAACAAGUCUACCAACUAACCGAAAUAGAGAACGUGAGUUGAAGUCGAGCCAAGCAAGGAGAGAGUCGUUAUCUGUAUUGUGUGCGCGCGUGUGAUAAGGCAUAAUGGCUCCUUUAUCUAGUAGUGUCCAGUUGUGUGUGACUACAGCUGGCCAAUCACUGAAUGCGAAGACCGAAUACAUAGUAGUAGUUACCCAAUUAGUUGGUUUUUUUUUUUUUCAAAAAUAAACUUUAUUCAUAACAACAGUGUAAAAGCAAAUGAGGACUUCCCGCUAUAAAAUCUGUCUAACUUCUUUAAUAUUUGGGGUAGAGAAGUGAAUAUGGUAUCAUAGUAAAGUUCAAGUCGUGCUUCAUCGGAUAUACUUCAUCAGACAUGAUUUACACAUUUGAAAAUUUUGUAACAUUGCCACUGGAUGUCAGUAUGUGAGAUCAAAAGAACAAGAGUUGAAUAUGGGCGUUUUCCCUCUUUGAGCAAGGGAUGAUUGUGAAGUGAAACCUGGCUGUCUGAAUAAAAAGUGUGGAAUAAGUGGCUUAACAGUGCAUGUGGUACUGGGACGUGUUUAUUUUGAUGAGGUGUGGCAUGAAAAACAAAUACAGGAAGCAUUAUGCAGAGUUUGCGCGAUUUUUUUCUUUGGCAUUACUUUCAAGUAAUGUUCCAGAAUGAAGUUGUGCCAGAACAGGCUGCUGCAAAACAGAAAGGAAAUACAUCGCCUUUCUUUUACAUGCCUUAUAAAAGAAAGCCAUGCUGAUCUUUUGUACCCAUUGUGGUUAUACUGCAUUGGAAUUUGGAGUACAUGAAGUUGUCAGGUUUUGGACAGGUGUGAUACUACAAGUGUGCAUGUCUGAAGGCGCUCACAGCAGGCAAUGCUCGGGCUGUUUGUGUGUACGCUCAAACACUUGAAAAAGUAGUGGGAACAUUGCUCUCAUCCACACCCAAAUAUGGAUUGUCAUGGGAGAACCAAGUUAAGUGAGUCAUUGAAGAAAAAAUAUAAUAGUAGUAAUAACUGGACAAACAGGCUGUUUAAUUGACUUUCCUUGAGUCUGCAGGUAUACAAUAAAAGAAAACAUCUUAAAACGUCUUUAAUUGUUCUAUUGAAGCUCUUCUAAAAGACACGAUUACUUGUUUAUUAAACACAUAAAAUAUUGUUUUUAUCCUAAAACAACACAUCUUGUUUCUUUUUAGCAAACCAAACUUAAGUUAGCACAUUAUGAGCACAAAUGUAGAGAAGUGUUAACUGGAAUUUCAAUAUACAUGGUUUCAGCUGACUUGCAUGCUCCCCUUUUAAAUCCAAUGUAAUGUUCAGGGCUUACCAUCCACAGUCAACAGUGCCGCCGCCGCUGCGGCUGAGCUUGACAGACCAGCUCUUCAACUUGUCGGAAUGACCUCAGUAACAUUUGCCAUUAGUCGUUAACAUUUUGAUCACUGCAUACUGUACCAGUCACAUAAUCAUACAAUAGCUGAGUUUUUUUUUUAUUGUACAAAUGUAAAUACUAAAAAAUACAGGAUCCACAUUACAGUACUGAGUAUGAACUACAUGUCUACACACCAUGUAAACCUACACCUUUAGACAUCCAGUAGGAGGCGAUGUCUUUUUUUUUUUUCCUUCAGACUACCUUUUGGAUGGAAUGUUAACAAUGAGGGUAGUAGACGUUUUAAACAGGAGUGACUGGGAUUAGAAAUGGCAUUACAAUGCCCGUCUCCUACGAGGACAUGUUGACUUUCUUGACCUGGUUAAUUUCCUGAAAAGAGAAAAAUCAAAUUCAAUACACUUCUGGUUGUGGUUUAUGUUUUUAAAGCACAAUUGCUAUAGUUAAAAUAGACCCAAAAGUAAAACUCAGGCUAAGUUAAACAUAACUACCAUGAAUUAAAUGUAAUGUAGCGUUCAAGAGCACUAAGAAAAGAGGCAUCCUGGUUGUGACAUGUUACAAAGUGUAAUGUAAUGUUAUCAUUUAUCGAGGGUGACUUUUGGAUUUCCAGCUAAAAAGGAGCUAACCUGCUUCUUCAAUUUCAUUAACUGUGUUUGUGUGAGGAAUAAGUAUUGGAGUAAGGAAUUAGAAUAACAGCUACUAGUUUGAAUGUCAAAACAGUAGUUGGUCACCUCAAGGAGAGCAUCUCUUAACUGGCCGUAAGCAUCUUCCAAGUUGUCGUUGACAAUGAUGACGUCAAACACGCCGGCUUCUUUACCUACGAGAAAGUACAAAGUCACUCACUUAUCAAAUUUAGUCUUUGAGAACUAACAAACCAAAAAAAUGCACUUACUGAACUCCAUGUCCAUCUUGGCGGCAAGCAAGCGCUUCUGGAGGCUUUCCUCUGACUCCGUUUUCCGGUUCCUUAAACGAUUUUCCUGAAAGAAAUUUAAUAAAUUAAGCCCAGGAUUCAUUUAUAUAGCAGGAUAGUCACAGUUCACAGGUCAUGUCAAAGUAGAUCAUGUUUUCUCACCAGGACGUCCAAAGACGGAGGCUGGAUGGAGAUGUAAAUAGGAUUGAGGUCGGUGCUCUUGAUGUUCCUCACCCCCUGCAUGUCUACAUCCAGUAUACAAAUGAGGUUGCGGUCCUUAACGUCUUGCACAGCCGCUUUACUCGUUCCGUACAGGUUCCCAGAAAACUCUGCGUUCUCAAUGAAAUCGCCUUUGUCGAUGGCGGCGUGCAUGGCUUCCCUCGUGACGUAGUGGUAAUCUGGGUCACCGGGACACACGCGUAAAUGUUGCAGGAAUUACCAAAAGAGGAAAAAGUGAGCUUUACCUUUGCCAUUCUCUUCUCCGGGUCGUGGAUUUCUUGUUGUAUCUGCGUGACGAAUCAUAAUUCACAACAUUCAGGCAUCUUUUCCUCAUUCAUUGAAACAAUUAUCUUGUGAAUGAAACAUCUACUUUGUUUGAAGCAAAGAAAGUGGUUGAAGCACAGAGCUAAACUGCUAAACUGAACUGCCACACCUUGAAAAUGAAGGGGUAUUUUUCUGCGUGUUAAUAAAAACAUUGUAUGAAUGGACAUAAUAUAUGUAUAUGCUACAUCAGGGGUGUCCGUUAUGGCAAUCGCAAAGGUAGGGUGGGUCACUUUGUAAAUGUCAUAGAACAGUCAGCCUGACAUUAAGGCACCUCCUGAUUUGUUCAUCUUUAUUAUUCUGAUUACAGAUAAACUAACUCAGUAUAUUCAUAACAAUAGUAUGUGUUCAAUUGUAGUGGUGAAAAAAAGUGAACCGUUUCAUGGUUGCACUCCACUAUAGAAGUGUUUUUCUACACCUGAAUCUGAAAAUGUGCCUUUACUGAAACCUUUUUAAUAUGUUUGAUAGCAUGCAAAAGUGUGAGCACCCCUGUGCUAUAUAAAUACCGUACAUGUACAACCUAUUAUUUACAUAUUGACCCCAAUUAGUUUUAAAUAAAUUAUCAAAUAUCAAAUAC
Molecule: messenger RNA, 24628 nt
Organism: Doryrhamphus excisus (bluestripe pipefish)
Lineage: Eukaryota; Metazoa; Chordata; Actinopteri; Syngnathiformes; Syngnathidae
Gene: obscnb
Product: obscurin, cytoskeletal calmodulin and titin-interacting RhoGEF b
Molecular function (GO): guanyl-nucleotide exchange factor activity; protein binding
Source: RefSeq, a predicted model, not a curated record